UAAAGAGGUUGACUGCUGUCAGUACUCGUUGAGCGAUGUCUGCGCGUUAGACUUGCUUUUUAUACCCGUUUUAUACUUAAUAGAAAAGAAGGUAUACUUCUUAAAUAUUGUUGUGGUCAGUCUAAAUAAGUUAGAAUUUGUGUACGCACGCGAGCAGCUAUCAACUUUUUAAACUAAAUGCUUGGUUCUCGGAAAUUUUGACUCACGAUUAUUAUCAGUGCUCACACGGCUAUCAAACUGUAAACAUUUUAUACUUUUUUAGCAGAAAAAAAAAUAAUUGGUUAUAAAAUUUGUAUAUCAAACGAUAACGACAAGCAUAUUAAAAAUAUAAUCUUGGUCAAAGGCAGCGUCCCCUAAGAGUCAAGGCUGCCUAACGAAUGUCUGUAAGGUCGCCUUUUAUUAUAAUGACACCGAUCUGAUCUGUUUUUUAUGAACUAGCCACAGAAAUUAACGGUCAAUCGUUGACUUUUGUAAGAAAACUCUAAUCCACAAGCUGCUUUUGCGAUUGAACAUGGAUGACAAUUUUAGUUUAAACGACAUCGAUCUAAAGGAGGUAAUCGGGAGAGGCUAUUUUUCUACAGUAUACAAAUCAUUUUGGCUUCAACAUCAAGUUGCGGUUAAAACACAUCGCAAAUUUAAUUACGAAUGGGCCAGAAAUAAAUACGCACAGCUAUUAAGCAUUGACCAUAAGAACAUACUGAAAUUUUAUGGGAUUGCAGUCUCUCCAGCCAAAGAAUUGUACGUAGUUAUGGAAUACGCAGACUGCGGAUCGCUGGCUUACCAUAUAUACGGGUCAGAUGUCCCAAGCUAUUCUACGGAGGAUGCACUCAAAUGGAUGCUCCAGUGUGCCGAGGGUCUUGCAUUUUUACAUGGACUGACGCCUAAGCCCAUAUUUCAUGGCAACCUGAAGCCGGAGAAUUUGUUUUUAGUCGAUAACUGUCGCUGCUUGAAGAUCGGCGAAGUAGCCGCUCGAGGAUACGCCGUAUCAAAUCAUUAUAUACCACCAUCUAACAAAGAAGUAUAUGCCGAAAAAACCGACGUAUAUAGCUUUGGGAUAGUGCUUUGGGAAGUGCUUUGCCGCAGGAAACCAUUUUGUGAAAAUGAACCAUCUGCCUUUCCCGUCUUAAAAUAUAUUUUUCUCGCUGGACGUCAACCACCCUUGAGUUGUAUCCCGGAUGGGUCGGGCUCUACCAAUUUAAAAUCGUUAAUUAGCAGGUGUUGGCACAGCGACCAAAAUAUGCGGCCCAUUGUGAAAACUGUGCUAUUGAACCUUAGCAUAAUUAUCAGGCUAUAUUUUGGCAACGUCCCAACCUUAGAAACACAAGCCACAGAUCAUAUCGGAGAUGUAAAAUUGGAAGAGGAAAUUGGCAGAGGCAGCUUUGGCGCUGUCCACAAGGCUAAGAUGUAUGACAUUCAAUUGGCGCUGAAACGAAUUUUUGUAAAUGAUGCGGAUGCCAAAAAGGGCAUUGAAAGAGAAGUGAAGUAUCUAUCCAGCGCCUAUCAUGAGAAUAUAAUCAAAUUUUAUUGUACUAUGGAAGAUAAAGAGUGCAACACGUUGAUCUUGAUGGAAUACGCAGACUGCGGAUCACUCCACAAUUACAUGUAUCGUGAUAGUAAAGAAGAACGAAACUACACACACGUGGCUGCCCUCAAUUGGAUGCAACAAUUGGCUAAGGGUGUUGCUUACUUACAUGCCAUGAAACCAAAACCCGUAAUUCAUCGCGAUCUGAAGCCACACAACUUGCUACUUGCGAACAACUUCCGCACCUUAAAGAUAGCCGACUUUGGAACAGUCACGGAACAGGCUACUUUGAUGACGAUGAUAAUUGGCACUCCCGGCUAUAUGUCGCCAGAGGUUAUCAAUGCCCAAAAGUACACGGAGAAAAGUGAUGUAUUUAGCUUUGGCAUUGUGUUUUGGGAGGUAAUGGCACAUAAAAAGCCCUUCUAUCACUUGGAAAAUAAUGAACCAGUCGCGAUGUUGGUUCAAGUUAGUAAGGGUAAGCAUCCUCCUCUAAAAGAUGUGGAAAACUGCCAAAAUGCGGAGAAAUUAAAAAAACUAUUGAAACGUUGUUGGAAUAUUCUUCCGAAAAGCCGACCAACUAUGGACUUGUUGAAAGAAAAGCUGAACAAGCUAUAUUUACAGAGCUAAUAUUCCACAAACUACUUUAAGAAAACCAGAAAGUGUGGACCAAAAUUUACGAACUCUGGAAAAUAGUAAAUGCCGAGGCAAG
Messenger RNA from Drosophila virilis, 2231 nucleotides. The record is from RefSeq and is a predicted model, not a curated record. Lineage: Eukaryota; Metazoa; Arthropoda; Insecta; Diptera; Drosophilidae.